AUGAGGGUGAGCGCACUGCCGUUUGGGCGAACCGGGGUGGAUGUGUUGGUGGAGAGGGUGGCUGUUUCUACUACUGUCAACGCCGUUCGUAGCACGUCAGCAGCAGUGCUGACGGUGCAGCAGCUGAGUGCACGUGCUGCUCGCAUCAUGCGCUCAACGCCGUGGGGCCGACUCACGCGACCCGACGUGUGGUUACCACACGUCCAGGCCUUCAGCCGCUUCCUAGAAGCUUCUCACCGCAGCCUGCUUCAGUCGCUCAAGAUCCCUUCCUCAGCCAUUUUCCACAGUGCGUUGGAGAUGCUCGUGCACCAUAACAGAAGACUUCACGACGAGCAUCCAGAAGGUGGUUGGAGCGAGGAACUUCUUGAAGACACAAGUGGAGUGUCUUACUCCACCGCCCCGGUGCGCUGGAGAGGCGUGUGCAGCAAAACAGAUGACUUUACAGCGUGCAGCCGCAAGGUGGUUGGGGCGAGGUACUUCCUGAAGGGUGCGGAGCGGGCGUUUGGCCAGGUGGACACCAUGGACGAUUACCUGUCGCCAAGUGACAUGCAGCAGCACGGCACAUCGUGCGCGGGAGCUGCUGCCGGAAAUGCAGGUGUGGAGGUGACAGUGGGAGGCCGGACCUUCGGCACAGCCUCGGGCAUGGCACCGAGAGCCAGGCUGGCGGUAUACAAGGCGCUGUGGAUGGUCUUUGAUUCGAAUUAUGGGGUGAAGGGAAAAGGAGCGACUUCUGACCUCAUAGCUACUGCAGAGAAGGCGGUGGCUGAUGGGGUGGACGUGAUUUUCUGCUCGUGGGGCGACCUUGCCCUGUACUUCCAAGACCUGCCUUACUUGAGAGGACUCAAGGCAGGAGUGGUCACGGCCUUUGCAGCUGGCAAUAAGGGUCGACCUAAACGCAUGAAAUUGCAGGGCACGCUUUCAAAUGCCUCUCCCUUCUACCUCACACAUGUGAAGUUUGAGUUGACCCCACAGCAUGUGAAGUUUGAGUUGACCCCACAGCAUGUGAAGUUUGAGUUGACCCCACAGCAUGUGAAGUUUGAGUUGAUCCCACAGCAUGUGAAGUUUGAGUUGACCCCACAGCAUGUGAAGUUUGAGUUGACCCCACAGCAUGUGAAGUUUGAGUUGACCCCACAGCAUGUGAAGUUUGAGUUGACCCCACAGCAUGUGAAGUUUGAGUUGACCCCACAGCAUGUGAAGUUUGAGUUGACCCCACAGCAUUCGAAGUUUGAGUUGACCUCACAGCAUGUGAGGUUUGAGUUGACCCCACAGCAUGUGAAGUUUGAGUUGACCUCACAGCAUGCGAAGUUUGAAUUGACCCCACAGCAUGCGAAGUUUGAGUUGACCCCACAGCAUGCGAAGCUUGAGUUGACCCCACAGCAUGUGAAGUUUGAGUUGACCCCACAGCAUGUGAAGUUUGAGUUGACCCCACAGCAUGUGAAGUUUGAGUUGACCCCACAGCAUGUGAAGUUUGAGUUGACCCCACAGCAUGCGAAGUUUGAGUUGACCCCACAGCAUGUGAAGUUUGAGUUGACCCCACAGCAUGUGAAGUUUGAGUUGACCCCACAGCAUGUGAAGUUUGAGGUGACCCCACAGCAUGUGAAGUUUGAGUUGACCCCACAGCAUGUGAAGUUUGAGUUGACCCCUCAGCAUGUGAAGUUUGAAAUGACUUACAAGCCACACACACCCACCCAUCCCAACCUUCACAACCACUGCUGCUCCCCCCCUCAGAACACCAUGGGGCGGGAUUACACUCAAUUCCACCCUCCCACUCCCGCCUGCACCACUGCUCCAUCCCUCAUCACCAUGGGGCAGGAUUACACAGCAGUGCUCACCUUGGGCGAUGGAACCACCUUCACGGAACGCAUUCAGUCUCCCUUCCACUCAAUGCAUUCAGUCCACCCUCCCACUCCCCCCUGCACCACUGCUCCAUCCCUCAUCACCAUGGGGCGGGAUUACACAACAGUGCUCACCCUGGGUGAUGGAACCACCUUCACGGAACACAUUCAGUCUCCCUUCCACUCAACGCAUUCAGUCCACCCUCCCACUCCCCCCUGCACCACUGCUCCAUUCCUCAGCACCAUGGGGAGGGACUACACAGCAGUGCUCACCCUGGGCAGUGGAACCACCUUCACAGGGCGCAGCCUCGGCGGCAACACUGCCACGGAGACACCUCUGCCCCUCAUGCUCGCUGGGGGUUACACCACUGUGGGCCUCCCAGACGAUGUGAGAUUGAACGGGUUUUAA
Molecule: messenger RNA, 2244 nt
Organism: Closterium sp. NIES-65
Lineage: Eukaryota; Viridiplantae; Streptophyta; Zygnematophyceae; Desmidiales; Closteriaceae
Source: the annotation of a GenBank genome assembly